Cylindrotheca closterium is the source of this 1089-nucleotide messenger RNA. Lineage: Eukaryota; Bacillariophyta; Bacillariophyceae; Bacillariales; Bacillariaceae. The record is from the annotation of a GenBank genome assembly.
AUGGAGGGAUUGGAGUAUCCUCAGAUUAUGAUAUCUUCCAUCAAAGAAUUGAAUGAGCCAGACUGGGAUGGUUUGAAACCCAAAUUGGAUUUAGCUGGUCAAGAAGACAAAAUUGAGAGAGAGGCAAAGAAAGAAGAGUUGAAAACGGAGAGUGUCGAAUAUCAUCGACAAAAGCGAUACUGGAGCAAAGCGAAGUGGCAUGUGCAUUCGCUGAUUAUGGAGUCAUUUGUUACCAGUAAAAUGAAGGACAAGAUUCUGCAGGAGGUCGAUUACAAUGAGAAAAUCGAGGGUGAUCCUAUUGAAUUAUUGAGACGCAUCAAUAAAUUUAUGACGACCAGUGAUGUGACAGACUGGGAACCCAUUACAUUGUGGGAAGCACUACAGAAGUGGGUGAAUUGUCGUCAGAAAGGAAAUGAAACGGUGAUUGAAUACCGUAAACGAUUUGAAGAAUGCGCAACUACAGUAUUAUCUUUCAUGGGUGAUUCGUGGCUAGAUGUGUUUGCCUCGAAAACGACCGCAUAUCAUGAGAUUGAAAACAAUCAUCCGACUAAUGGCUUGUCGGAUAGAGAAAAGAAGCGAGUUGCCGCAGAAGUCGAAGCACUUCAAGAAGAAUUUCAGGAAGAGUUUGUAAAGUUAUUCUGCGCUGCUGGGUUAUUGCACAACUGUGAUCGUGCACGAUACCAGCCGGUACUUGAUCAUUUUGUUACUGCAUACGCUGUGGAGCACGUGGAUUAUGCUCAGCGAGACUUGUUCCCAAGAGAUGUGGAAACUGCAGCCAAGGCGCUACACAAUCAUUGGGUAAAGAAAACAACAACACCGAAACAUAACAACAACAACAACACAAAUGAAAAGCGAACACACCACAGAACGGUACUAACCUUGCACAGGAUUACAACAAGGGGAGUAAGCGUAAAUGUUUUUGCUGUGGUAUGGCGGAUCAUGUUGCACCGCGAUGUGAACAUCGAUUCCGACCCAAGGAACAAUGGAAAGAUCCGACAAAAUGGAGAUCGUAUCCCAGGAAUGAAUCGGGACGCGAACAGGUACACCUGCAGACAAGCACCGAGGAGGGAUCUGUGCAGUCAAGUGUGA